GUUCAUCUCAUUGGGUUUCGAGUAUCCAUAGAUAAUAAUUUUAAUUCAUAAUUUCAACAAAUAUGUUAACAAUUAUAUGUUUAUUGAUAUUACAUAAGGGAAAAGUACAACAACAAAUAACUAGUACAAAGAAAAUUAAUUGAAGAGAAUACAUUCUCAUGAACAUGUUAUAUAUUAUAAAAAAUAUCAAAACAUUAUUUAAAUGUUUAUUUCAAUAUAAUUUAUUUCAUAUAUAUUAUGAUUAUUCACAUACUAAUAAAUGUAUCAUUAAUUUAGAGAUGAAGUAAAAUUUCUUCUACGUAAGUUUUCCGUAUUGUAUUUCACUAAUUAACUAGGGACCGGUUACUAUGACAACACCCCUUGUGUUGUUAUUGUAACAACACUAGUCUCCAACCAAUAGGAAGCUAGGGUUGUGAUGACUUUUUAUGAGAUGAGUUGACCUAGUGUAAAAUCAAAGCAGGGGUAUAAUUGUCAUUAUGAGAAAUAUAUUUAAAAAAAUAUUUUUUUUAUUUUUCGGCCCAAAAUUUUGGUCGCCGGAAAUAGGUCGCCGGUCACCGGAAUAUGUUUUUUGUCGCCGGAAUAUGCUCAUCGUGGUCGGAAUAUGCUCACCGGCGUCGGAAUCUAGUCAUCGGGGCCGGAAUAUGCCUAUCGGCGCCGGAAUCCGGUCACUGACGGUCAUCGGAGUUCGGUCAACGGUUUUCGUUGACCGAUCAACGGUCAACGAUCACCGGAUGUUAUGGUUAGCAUUGUGAGAUUUAUGGUUUGGUUUCUCAUAUUUUUUAUGCCUUUUGUGGUUUGCUUUAUCGUGUUUGUGGUUUGCAUUGAGAAGUUUCUGGUUUGCUUUCAAAAACUUUGUGGUUUGCAUUGUGAGGUUUCUGGUUUGUUUUACUAUAUUUGUGGUCUGCAUUAGGACGUUUAUGGUUUGCUUUUUGUGGUUUGAUUUACUGUGUUUGUGAUUUGCAUUAGGAGGUUUCUGGUGUGCUUUCGCAAAUGUUGUGGUUUGCUUUGUGAGGUUUGUGGUUUGUUUUUGGAGAUUUGUGGUAUGCAUUAGGAGGUUUCUGGUUUACAUUAAGAAGUUUAUGGUGUGUUUUCGAAACUUUUGUGGUUUGCUUUGCGAGGUUUCUGGUUUGUUUUAAUAUAUUUGUGGUCUGCAUUAUAACAUUUUUGGUUUGCAUUAGGAGGUUUCUGAUGUGCUUUCGCAAAUGUUGUGGUUUGCUUUGUGAGAUUUGUGGUUUGUUUUAAGAGAUUUGUGGUAUGCAUUAGCAGGUUUCGAAAUAAUAAUUCAAAACAAUAAUUAUAACAAUAAGCACUAUGGAAAGACAAAAGGAGAUUUGUGGUAUGCAAAUCCCAUACCAUACAAACACUCGAGAGUACGAACUGAUAGCGCCACAGUAAAGCUAAUAAUUCAAAGGUUCAAGAGAGAGAGAGAGAGAGAGAAUGGAGAAGAGCAGGUCUUUCCCGCAGUACUCGUCGUCUUUCUCCGGCGAGUUCGGGCCGUUCGACGAUUGGCGGCGGCGAGCCGUGGACCACAACAAGACCUACAGCUUCUUAUCGGCGAAUUCCUCCGUCAUCUCCAGGAAAUGGGAUGCGCAGCGCAGCAUGGCGACGUUGGAGAGAUUGAUGUCGACGUGGAUGCCAUAGCAGAAUUUGGCAGCUGCCUCGAACGCUGCGGCUCCACCGGGGAUGUACGGAAUGCUGAUUCGUGCAAUUUUGGAGUCCUUGCAUUCCAGCAGUAGCUUCCGAAUCCUUCCGCUUCGUGAAACUAGCGGAAACUGCAGCAUCAGAUUGGUGGUUGAGUGUUUUGUGCAUUGAAUUCGGAACUGAGACAAAAUCAAGUGCUUACCUAAGGGCGAAGGUUGAGCCUCCAACCUCGACUGUGAGAUCACUGGAGACAUCCGAAAUUGGCCUGCCAGAGGUCAUCGGCGGGCCGAACAGAGGUCAUCUACGGCCGACCCGGAGGCAAAGAGGAAGAAGCGGAUCGCGGCAAAUGACCCACAAUUCUCUUCCAAACUCAAUCUCGAUUCCACCUCCCUCGGUGCCGGAGUUGAAGCUGUUCGAUGCGACGGUCGACGUAGGAGAAACGAAAUCGAGGGCGAAGCUGAUAGAGGACUUAUCGUCGAGGACGAAGAUACAGGGGAGGACUGGAAGAAGAAGAGGCUGUUCGCCAUGGGAAAGAACUCGUGGGCGGAGCUCGGCGUCGGAAUCGACCGCCAACAAGAAGCUCAAGCGGCGCCUACUACCGCGGCGCCGCCGGUGCUCUAGUCGUCUACGACAUCCCCACAGUCGGCUUCGAUUUCCAGCAACAGCGAGAAGAGAUCGAGAGACGGGGAGGGGGUGGCUGGGGAUUGAAAAUUUAUUUUUUUAAUUUGUUAUUUUGUGUUGUUUACUUUUUUACCCUUAAUGAAUCUUGUUGUUAGUAUAAAAACACUCAUAGUGUUGUUAUACUAUCCGCUCCCACUUAAAUAUGCUCAUGUGUCAGGGAAGAGUUGUGAUUUGUGAACCGAAUCAAAUAGUAACUGUAGGCUGAUUUGGUCUAAAUUAGAUCAUGAAAAUAUAAGAAAUGUUGGCAUUAUAGUGGUAUGGGGUUCUCACUUUCUAGUUUUUCUAGUUUUUACAAAGGGUUAAUAGCAUUUUGUACCACUCUAUUAUUGCCGAUUAACAAACGUACCACUCUAUUAGUUUUUUUGCACGAACAUACCUUUAUAAUAUUAGAACGUAACUAUUGUACUUUUCCAUCCAAUUUUCUGUUAAAGGACCGUUUAAUGGGCUGUAAAAUGACCUUAUUACCUCUCAUUAAAUCCUAAUUUCGAUUUAAUUUUUUUUUUGAAUAAUUAAUUUUUCCUUAAACCAAUUUAAUUAAUAAAUCAAAACCUACAUAUUGUGGAUGCCUCUUCGAUAGCAUACCCACUCUUUCUUCGACCAAACCCCUGAUCUGUACGUCCAAGUCGUCUUCCCGACGAGGGAAUCGAACAGGGACUUCCAGUAUGAACCCGGGAACGCCUUGAGCGCUUCCAUGUUGUGCUGCACGUCGAGCAGGCCGCCGGAUAGGGAAUAGUAGACUAUCACGUCGAGGGAGUAUGACUCGAUGGAGUUGGCACCGGCGUUGAAAGGUACAUACUUGGCAGAUAAAUUGUUGGCUAGUUGUGGGUGGGCGAGGUUGUGACAGCGGGCCUCGUCGCAGAUUCUGCAGCCUUUCGUCGGACUAGUGGCAGUGGAUGUAGUCUUGGAAGGAUCGGAGGAGGAAGAAGAGGAAACGUUGGUUCUGGGUCUGGCUAUUGAGACGAAAUGGGUAGCGGGUUUUGGAGAGUGGAUGCCGGCGGUUGCGGUGGCGGGUAUGUAUGUGGGGGGAUUUGAAGAGGGCGGAUGAAGACUGGUGAAAGUUGGGGGCGAUGGAGAAAUUGGUUUAGGGAUUACUAAUUUUUUUUUUUUUUUUGGUUUAGGGAUUUAAUGAUGGACAAUAAGGUUACUUUACAGCUCCCAUAUAACAGAAAAAUGGAUGGAAGUGUACAAUCCUUACGUUUUAAUAUUAUAAGGGUAUGUUCGUGCAAAAAAAUUAAUAGAGGAGUACAAUUGUUAAUCGACAAUAGUAGAAGGGAACGAAAUGUUAUUAACCCUUUUAUAAAGUAUUGCUUAUUAUAUCUUCAAUACAAUUUGUCUCUUCUAUCAAGUGCUACUUAUGAGUUAUGACAAUCUAGUUGUCGUUGAUAGCACUCAAUAUUUCUGAUGACUUGAUAUCUUGUCAAUAAUAUGAUCUUUUCUGGCAACAUAUUAUCGAUGAUAAUACGAUUUCAUCACAAAUAUCUUUUUUCCUUACAAGCUAGGUAUUCAUAAUCAAUAAAUUUGAUUUUUUUUCCUGAUGAUGACUUAAACUUCGUUUAGUAAUAUUUAAUAUUACUGAAUACCGAGCCAAACAAGAUAGUCGUCACAAAUAAUGACUGUUCGAAUUGCAUCCUAAAAAAAAUGGCUUGUUUUGACGCAAAAUUUCACAAAUAAUGACUGGUCGAAUUGCAUCCUCUAAAUCUCAGUAAAAAUGUGGAUAUUACUGACGACAUAGGUUUUUCGUCAAAAAGUGACUUUCUCUAAUGAGAAUUUAGUGUCGUUAAUAAGUUCUCGUCAUAACUGUCUGUCUUUUUAAUAGUGAUGCAUAAUAUUAUAUCAUCGUAUAAAAUGAUUGUAUACAUAAUAGUAGAAAUAUACUAACCAUAGAGUCUCACUCACCCUUAAUCCUCUUCUUGGUUGGUUGCAAAGUAUCCUUUAUUAUAUAGUAAUGGUGUUUCAUUUUGAGAAACUACUCAAAUAGCAAAAUAACAUUUAUACCAGCAGACCUACCAUGAAAAAGAGUGUUUUGAAGGGCCUAGGAUAGAGUCAGUAACCACCUGUCAGUAGUUAAAUCCGGAGAGUAGAUCUAGGGAUGGAAUUAUCAUAUAUAUAGCUGUCUACACGCGGAAUGAGGAGGGGCAUUUUUGCCCGAUUUUUGAAAUAUGAUUUCUUUCCUAUUUUUCCAGCAUUUAUAUGUUGUCUUUUAAUGGAGGAAAGAGAAAAACAGACUUCUCUCUUCCUUUCUCUCUUCCAAACUCAUUUUUCCAGAUCUAGAUCUCCUUUCUUCUCUUGUUCUUCAUUUUUUUCUCCAACAAUAGACGAAGAAAUUGCAGUCUCCCACCUCAAAUCCGGUGACGCUCCAAAUCCUUCUUCUCUCAAAAUCGACUCAAAAUCGAUGACACUCCAUAUUGUCAAAGAGGGGACAGAUCUAGGUGAGUCGAGUUUGCAUCUUUUGUGUUUUAGUAUUUGUUUGUGAAUUAAUUCCAAUCUUCUUCCUCUUUUUCUUUCUUUUUGCAUUUGGUGUUCUUGAUUGCGGAGGAGUAAAUGAGAGGAGACAGAAGACGAGUUUUUUUUUCUCUUCCUCCUUCUGUUUUCCCUUUUUGAGAAUAUAUAUUGAUAUUACCACAUUAUACCAUAUGGUAAUGUGUGCUAACUAAAUAUAUUUUUAUAGUCACGAGUUUUAUCAUGGUGGUAGUGGGUGGUAAUCGACACCACUUCCGAGAAAGAAGAGUUAGAAGACAAUGAAGGGAGAGAAAGUGAAGAAAGUCGUAAUUGUAUAUAUAUAUUGAGAUUACCACACUAUACUAUAUGAUAAUGUGUCUAUACCAUAUGGUAAUGUGUGGUAACGAAAUGUAUUUUUAUGAAUAUCAUGUUUUUACUAUGGUCGUAGAGGGUUGUAAUUAGAUUUACAUGGUUUUACCUUCUCAUACCAUGUGGUAUUAUAUGGUAAUUAUAAUUAAUAUGUGGUCAUUUGAUUUACCAUGUUCUACUAUGGUGGUAUUGUAUGCUAGUUAGAUUUAUAAUUUUCUGUAGCGUCGUUUACCAAGUUAUUCCAUGUGGUGGUAGUUUGAUUUGUAAUUUUAUUUUAGCAUGUUAUACCAUAUGGUAUGGUAUGAUAAUUAGAUUUGUAAAUUUCUGUAGCAUGUUUUACCACGUUAUACCAUGUGGUAUCGUAUGGUAGUUAGAUUUUUAAAUUCCUUCAACAUAUUUUACCAUGUUUUACCACGUUUUACCAUGUGGUAUUGUAUGGUAGUUAGAAUUGUAAUUUUCUUCAACAUAUUUUACCAUGUUUUACCAUGAUAGUAGAAAGUGAUAAUCAUAUUUAUACUUGUAAUUAGUGUCUUUGACACUGUAUUAUUGAACGAAAAAAUCAUCAUUCAAUUUGAGCUGGAAUUAGUUUAGAGAUAGUCAGGAUGAUUAGAUUCAUUUUUGUUGUAGAUGGGAGAGAGAAGAAAUAAUUUAUUUUUUAAUAAUAAAAUAAAACAAAGAGUGAGAGAGAGGGGAACCAUACAACCAGUGUGGGGUGGGGAAGUGGGAUCAGCGUCACCGUCAUCAUUAAAUAGAGGGUGCAAUUUACCUUAGUGCCCCUCCGUGUUGAAUUUAAAUAAAAGGAAGAGGCUGACAUGUGGGGACGGAUAAUUGGAUUACUGACAGUUACUGAUAGUAAAGAUACUGACCUGAUCUGGUCCCGCUUUGAAGUGAUCUCAUUUAGCACAAAAUAAAGUCUUUUGCUAGAUGUAUUAACCAACAUCAAUUUAUAGAGGUCUAGAGGACCCGUUGCGAACACUAUUUACGUGAAUCUUUAAAGUGUAUUCAUGAAUCACGAGUCACGACACGACAUAAGCUGGUGGGCCGGUGGCCUGAUAGCGAUUGGUGGAAUUUGGAUGCAGCCUUGUUGGUGCAGCACACUAGAAUAUAAUAUAUACAUCAAGAGCAGGGCUCCAAAUGAGCCGAGCUGCUCGCGAGCGGCUUGACGUUCAACUCAAGAAAAGCUCGUUCGAAACUCGGCUCGUUUAUUAACGAGCCGAACACGAGUUAACCUUUGUUCAGCUCGUGAAGCUCGCGAGCUAGCUCGACUCGGUGGCUUGUUGAGCUAAACUCGUGAGCUGACUCGUUUAGAGCUCAUGAUAUGUCUUAACAUGUGGCUAGAGAGCCAACUCUAUUACAAACUUAUGGACGAAUCAAUCUAUAUCUUAUGAUUUUAAUUCAUAUGGUUGUUAAAUUAUAUAUCUCACCAUAUAUAAAGUUUAACAUGUUGAGUAUGUGAUCAAAUAUAUCUUAUUUUCUACUUUAAAAAGAAAUUAUGCAUCAUAGAUUGCUUCGAUACUAUGAAAUAACAUGAUUUGAAGUAGUUAAGAUUUAUUAACUAAAUGAUAUAUGAUACCAACAAAGUAUAAUAUGAGAUUAGCUAACAAAAUAAAUCAUAUGUAUCAUGAUAUACAAAAUGAAGUACCAAAUAAAAGUCAAGAUUUUAAUAAACAAGCUAGCUCGAGCUCGACUCGACUCAGCUCGUUAAUAAACGAGCUAAGCUCGAACUCGACUCGUUUAUUAACGAGCCGAGCUCAAGCUGGGGUAAAACUCGACUCGACUCGGUUCAUUUGCAGCCCUAAUCAAGAGUGGACAAAUGGGAAGGACGCGACACGAUACGUAUUACCGGGAGUCGGUCACCGAACCACCUCCUCUGGCCAACGGGAUUUGUCAGCGCAAUCCUACUGUUUGCUAUUGUCGUAGUACUGGGCGGCAUUCUUUUGACUUUUCAACUGGAAUCUCCACUCUAUUUCGGCAGAGCUAGAAAAUUGAUCAAGGUUGGUAACACAACAAAUCAACUAUAAGUUUAUAAUAAAAAAAAUUCAACUAUAUAAUAGAAAAUUCAGCUAAAUGAAAUAAAGAAUUGAACACAAUGCUCAAGAUUCGGAAAUAUUAUGAAAGCAUUUCUACAACGCAUCCAUUAUCCAAACAAGCACAUAAACUUUGUGCACUAUGUCAUUGUUGCAUCUGAAAAAUCAUUCUUGAUAUAUUUUUAUUUUAUGAAUGAAAAUGAUAUCUCCAUAGAAGCAAGUAAAUAGAUUGAUAGAUGAAAACUCCAUGGGCUCCUGUAGCAUACUAUAGUCCAUAUACAUAUAGUGACAUAUAUUUAUCUAGACGAUGAAUUAAAUUAUGUUUGGAUACUAUACCCUAACCUGUAAUAGAUAAACCCCAGGUCCCGAUUUUUUAAUCUUAAACUCGAAGUUCAAUUUAUAGAGAAAGUAAAGAGUUGACCGUUGAGAUUGGUCGGACCUCAUCGAUGUAAAUCUAACGGCCAGUUUAUUUGGAGCAUACUAUGAUCAUGGAGCAUAGGAAUAUAUAUUUAUAUGGGUUAGACUGGUGUACACUAUAUUUCAGGUACUGCUAGUGAGAUAUCUCUAUCUAAACCUUGGAGUACACUAUACUUCAGGUAUUGCUAGUGAGAUAUCUCUAUCUAGACCAUGAAUUAAACCAUGUUUAGCGUAUGAUACUAUACCCCGGUUCUCUAAACCCAAAUCCGAAGUUCAAUUUAAUAGAAAACAAUAAUUGAUCGUUGAGAUUGGUCGGAACUCAUCGAAAUACAUCUAACGACCAAAUCACCUGGAGUAUACUAUGCUACUGGAGUCAUUCGGUACAAAGACUGUUUUUAUCUUUUCUACUCACUUUUCAAUAAAAAGUUAGUCUAUUUACAAUUAUAGUUAAUAAGGGCUACUGUUAGGGGUACAUGCAAACAUUUUUGGUUUGCUACGUGAAGUUUUGGAUGGUUUCUCGCCUUCUAGUUUGCUUCAUGAGAGUUACGAUGUGGUUGCACAUAUUCGUCCAUGCUAUAUGAAACUUGCGGUAUGCUUUAUGAGGUUUCUAAUAUGCUUCAUGGAACGUGUGGUCUGCUUUAUGAGGGUUCUAAUAUGCUUCACGGGACUUAUGAUCUACUUUAGGGAAUUUUGGUAUACUUUAUGAGGUUUCUAAUGUGUUUUAGUGAACUUGUGUUCUGCUUUAUAAGGUUUUUUAUAUCUUUUUAGCAAACUUGUGGUAUGCUUUAUGAGGUUUCUGGUAUGCUUCAGGAAACUUGUGAUCUGCUUUGAAUUCCUUGUAUGUUUUAAAAAUUUUGUGGUGUAGUGAGGUUCUGGUAGGAUUAUAAGCUUUUUUUUUAUGCUUUAUGUUAUUUGCGUUGUUGUUUGUUGUGUUUCUGGUUUGUGCUUUGUGUUAUGCUUCAUGAUACUUGAGAUGAGUCAAGGGAGGCAAAAUAAAUGAGCAGUGCUACGUGCGUGUUCCUCCUAUAAUUUUAAUAAUGACAAGUGUGCCCCUCCAUUUACAAAACUGCAUCAAUUAUGGUCAACACUUUGGAAUAAAAAAGUUAUUGAAAUGAAAUGUUCCUAUAUGAAGCUAGUGUUAGCACCAUGAUAAUAAUUGGAUAUUAUCACCCUAACCUACAUAAAUGUGAAACACACCGAUGAAGCAGUUUCUAUACUAUUGCUACCUUGCUCGCGAAAGAAAAAGAAAGAGUUGAAGUUGAAGAUGGAGUAGUUUGGAGAACCGAUGUGCGAAUACUAUGGGAGGUGAGCGGUUGUUGAUAGUAGGGCUGCAAACGAGCCGAGCUUGUGAAGCUCGUUGGGACACUUUUUCGUAAUUUGUUGUUUGACUAGUUGUCCUAAUAUUUUUUAAUUUAAAUGGUUGAGUCUCUUUCAUUCGGUGAGCUUGCUUUGGAGGCUCUGAUACCAAAAAUUUCAUGCAAUAAUUUCUGCAAAAAUGUCUCAUUCAUGUAAUGUCUCAUUCAUGUCAAGUCUCAUUCUCUCAUGUCUCAUUCUUUCAUUUUCUUCCAUUUUUGUCAUGAAGUGAUAUGCAAUUUUAUAAAAAUUUUCAUGAUGUGAUAUCAAAAUUUUAGAUUCAACGUUUCCUAUUCUGCUAGGUUUCAUUUUUAAGGUUCAUGAAAUGAUCCAAACCAUUGUGGCCCAAAAAUGUCCUUUUCAAAAUUUUCAUCCGUUCAUUUUCUUUUAUGAGUAUUGGUGCUAUUUUCAAAGUUAUUUUGAUGUACUUGGUUUUAUCUAUUUUCUAGUUUCUGUUUUAUUUUGUUUAAACUAGUUAUUAUAUCGGUAAUUAAUUCAGUUUUAGAUACGGCUUCUUCCAAAGUUUCUGAAUUUCCGAUACACAUUUGUUCUUCUACAAUAUCUGAUACGAAAUGCAAUAAUUCUAAUGUAACUGU
Linum trigynum is the source of this 9523-nucleotide messenger RNA. The record is from the annotation of a GenBank genome assembly. NCBI's taxonomy places the organism in Eukaryota, Viridiplantae, Streptophyta, Magnoliopsida, Malpighiales, Linaceae.